CUGCGGCCAUCAGAACAAACUCAUACCCUAAGUAUCUGUGUCCUUUAAACUAUAAGCUACUGCCAUAUUAUGGUAUCCUGAACCCUUCUCCGUCCCCUGGAGAAAUCCCAUUUUGACAGUCCCAUGGGGGAAGCAAUGGUACGUGCCAGCUGCCUUUCGAAUACUUUUUGGCACUGCCAAGUGGCUCGUGUAACAACAGAGUUCUACCUACUUCUCAGCAAGGGCAUUAACUUCAGCCCUCCUUUUCUGCACGAGUGCCAGCUUUCAGAGAAGUUGGAUGGGUUUAGUUAUCUCUCAGACUUUUUUACUCCUAUUUCAGGUUGCCUAAUGUGUUCAAAAGUUAUCAGGGCAGACUCAUAGACUAAGUUAAAAAUACAGAAAGGGGUUGCAUUCUGAAUCAAGGAUACAAUUAUUGUAUGUAUUUUAUGAGGUUUCUGAUGCUUACCAGACAGUAUCCACCUUAGAACGGUGGAAAGCAGCAGGUGGAUGAAAAGAGUUCAGUAUAAAAUGCUCAGCCAUUGUACUGUGCUCGGCAGGAGUGAGGAGGAUGUGUAAGCUCAUGCUUCGUUUCUGCGAACCACAGUUUGCCACACAACCAAAAGCGGCAGUGAGCUUUGGCAGCCAUGUUAGGUAAGGGCAGCAAGAUGCCACUCAGGUGGCCAUCCUUUUUCUGGGCAGGAAGUCCAUGUACAUUUUAUGAUAGCCAUCAUAGCUGAGGGCAGAAACAGCCCACUCUAUGGCCAUCUUGGAUAAGGGCAAUGGAAGGGAGGUGACUGCCACAUUGGUCCCCUAAAGAGCCGGUGUCUGUUUCAGGAUGAUGAAAUGCAGCAGAGGUAGAGUUCAUGUGCGCACCUGCCAAACAUCUGGAUUUUGGUUUGAGUGUGCCAAAGUGCAGGAGAGAUUCUGUCGUCUUAAUCACUUGAUGAAAAAUAAGAUCUUUUGCUGAAGGAAGCCUGUUGUGAAUUCUAAGUUAACUGUGAUUGACUAGAGAAGAAACACACUGAGCAUUGUUAUAGGCCACUCCAUGCCAGGUUUCUGAAUAUUGUGCAAUGAUGAUCUAAAAGGCUACCAAAAUAUUAAUAUACAUCAGAUUAAGAUUGUCAGUGGGGUGGUGUUGUGAACCAGUUGCUUGGUGGGAGAUCCUGACUCAAGAAAGGUGGUUACAUUUUGAAUGAAUGAGGCAUACUGUAUAGCAAAAGUUCAAUUUCUAGUAUAAAAAUGAAGAUGCAAACUCAUAAUGAAAACAGAAUAAACAGGUUAAGGAUGAAGUUGGAGAUGUGCAGUUUUCUACUGAGUUCUCAUCCCUUAAACUCAUUCAUCAUCAAUUUGCUAAAUUAAUUUCUCAGUAAUACAAUAAAUUGUAUGUAUAAUUGCAUUAUUUUAAGCCAUGCCAAAUUUUAAAACAUGACAGUCAAUAAAGGCAUUUAUUGCUACACAGAGCAAUGUGGAAACAUACAGCAAAAUUUGAACUGUUAUUUACAUCCUAAUGUUGCAUCUUUUGCAAAACAAACUUGCCUCGGAAGUUGCUUCUGAGACAUUCAGAAUCAAGCUGAACUGUCUAAAGUAAGGAAUUGUUUUGGAGCAAUAGGUUCAUUUUCCUGGAGCUCUAGAUGUGUGAAUUUGAAUGUUAACAGUACAGAAAUGUAGAGCACAUCAAUCACUUCGUGUCCACUAGAGGACUGGGGGGAGGACUAGCUGUGCGGCAUGUCAGACUAAGUAGCUCAGACCAGUGUUUGCUGACUGAUAGUUGCUUUUGAGAUGCAGUGACUGAAAACGUAAUCACUUUUUUCUGAAGUAGGAAAAGCGGCCUCACAAAGUAAGUUAAACAAGGAGCAGCAAGAUUAUUGUGACACUGUGGUGAUUCUGCAAUUUGUUGAAAUAUUCCAGUUGCAAUUCUUGAUAAAAUUCACAGUAUUCUGUGCAUGCACCAUAGUGUGCAUCACUGGGCAGUCACAGGAGUAAAUGGUCUAGUUGCAGUGUAUGUCAAGACAGCGACAAUCCAAUUUGAAUUUUUGGAUACCUGUUUGGUUUAGGAGCUGCUGAAUACGUAUACAUUCUACAAAUGUGUUCUCUAGCAGUGUGUUUCUGUCCAUGCUGGUGUAUCAUGAGAAGAAAAUGGAGCAAGAUCAUGUCCUCAGAAUGAUGAUUAUUACUGGAAAAGAACAACAGGUAAUAUAUCCUCCACAUUCAAAACUCACAGAUAAAGAGAAAACCAAUAUUUGCUAUUUGUCUUUUCCAGAUUCUAAUUCAGGUUGUCUUGGGGACACACAGUUUUGUUUUAGAUUUCGACGAUCUCCUGGAAGGAAAGUCUCAUUGCGUUGUUUUCUGGACCAAUUGGAUAGAGAUCUACCAGUUUACUUAAAGAAAGAUCCAGCAUAUUACUAUGGCUAUGUACAUUUCAGACAAGUUCGAGACAAAUCAUUAAAAAGAGGCUAUUUCCAGAAGUCGCUGGUCCUCAUCAGCAAACUACCUUAUGUCCAUCUCUUUCGCACCAUGCUUAAGCAAAUAGCACCAGAAUAUUUUGAAAAAAGUGAAGCUUUCCUGGAAGCAGUUUGUAGUGAUGUUGAUCGCUGGCCACCACCAAUUCCAGGGAAAAUACUGCAUUUGCCUAUUAUGGGUAUUAUAAUGAAGUUGCGGAUUCCAACAUACCGUGACAAGCCUGGAACAACGCCAAUAGUGCAGAAUAUGCAACAGGUAGAUGCUCAGAUCUCCAUGGCUUUACCAACUGUUCAUGAAGUAGAUCUUUUCAGGUGUUUCUGUCCGGUGUUCUUUCACAUCCAGAUGCUUUGGGAACUAGUCCUGCUAGGAGAACCACUUGUUGUGAUGGCACCAUCACCAUCCGAAUCUUCAGAAACUGUGUUAGCACUUGUUAGUUGUAUUUCACCAUUGAAGUACUGCAGUGAUUUCAGGCCAUACUUUACCAUACAUGACAGUGAAUUCAAAGAAUAUACAACCCGCACGCAAGCCCCACCAUCUGUCAUUUUAGGGGUGACGAAUCCUUUUUUUGCUAAAACACUUCAGCACUGGCCUCACAUUAUCCGAAUUGGAGAUAUUAAACUUCCAGGUGAAGUUCCAAAGCAGGUGAAAGUGAAAAAACUGAAGAACCUAAAAACCUUGGACUCCAAACCUGGUGUUUAUACCUCUUACAAGCCAUACUUGAACAAAGAUGAAGAAAUUGUUAAACAGUUACAAAAGGGUGUACAACAGAAACGUCCUACAGAAGCACAGAGCGUGAUUCUUCGGCGGUAUUUUUUGGAAUUGACAGAAAGUUUCAUUAUUCCAUUAGAACGUUAUGUGGCAAGCCUAAUGCCUUUGCAAAAAUGCAUAUCACCAUGGAAGAGUCCACCACAGCUGAGGCAGUUCAGCCAAGAUGACUUCAUGAAGACAUUGGAAAAAGCAGGACCGCAGCUCACAUCAGGCUUAAAAGGAGACUGGAUAGGACUUUACAGGCAUUUUUUGAAAUCGCCCAACUUUGAUGGUUGGUUUAGGAGCCGGCAGAAAGAAAUGACACAGAAGUUGGAGGCCCUUCAUUUAGAAGCACUGUGUAAUGAGAACCUGGUUUUCUGGAGUCAGAAGCAUACUGAAGUAGAAACAGUGGAUCUUGUCUUGAAGUUAAAGAAUAAACUGUUGCAGGCUGACAGAGAACAGCUUCCUGUGAAAACUGACACACUGAAAAAGCUGCAGACACACAUCAAUGAUAUUAUACUAGCACUCCCAGAUGACUUACAGGACAUCUUGCUCAAAACGGGCACGUGAUUUCUACUGGACUUUUCUUUGUACAGAAAACAAAAGGCAAAUGUAGUUUCACAGAAGCCAGUGGCAUACCAACUUUGGAACACAGCUCUAAAUAGUACGUUAACACUACAAAUGGACUGUACUAAUAGUAUAGCCCACUAUACUAUUUUCACUGUUUUUUCUACUUAAAUACCAAUGCAACUAAAGGAAUUCCUGUGUCUAAUAAUGUUUGAAAUAAGUGCUCUUAAAGAAAAAUCUGUGGGCCUAUGGAACUAUACCACAGUAUAGGACCACAGUGCAGUGCUGGCAUUGCAGUAUGUUUUCUAAUUGGUGCUGCUACACCCAAUCCUGUUAACUCAGGGGUAAGCAAUAUUGAUCCUGUACUGUCCUGUUGAUGUAGUAUCUGAUUGCUUUUUUAAUUUUUGUUUUCAUCUAGUGAUAAACCCAACUGGCACAUUAUGUGACUUGGUCAGAAUACAUUAUAGUUGAGGUAUUUUACUGGUAAACCAUUGCUUUCAAAGCUGUUUCAGGGAGAGCUGAAAUAAUCAGAUUGGUUCUUAACUUUCUUCCUUUCUCCUUCUCACCGUCUUUCCAAAACCAUAUUAAUUUAGCAUCUUUAAAGAAGAGAAGGCAGCUGACAAAAACUUCCUGAAGAGAAGUCUCUUCCAUUCAAUGUCAGUUCAUUAGGGUGCUCUUACUCACAUGCCUUAAAUAUAAAAUAAUUGUAUACUAAUUGGUGUUUUUAAACUGCUGACAUUCAGGAUUUAAAGUGGAUUACUAGCGUAGAAGUAAGCAAGCAGUAUUCAUCACAGGAAAUAAACACGGUGGUGUUCUAAUACAGCUUUUUAAAUCGGUGAUUUCAGUAGAGUUAGCUCAUACACAAUCUGUUUCAGUUGGAGAUCAUAGCAGUGAGCUCCUGUUAUAAAUUUUUUAUAUUUUUCCUUUUUUUUUUUUUUUUUCUUUUUACUUAUACCAGUAGGAUGUUUGAAGAGGUAAUGGGGCUGGAGGGAGAAGAUGUUUACUUCAGCUGAAAAAAACAUAUGGAAAGGUCGCACUGUGGCAAGAAAAGAUUGUAGCAUGAAAUUAUUCAGUAUAUGCAUGGAGCAGACAUGCAUAACGAGUAAUUUCCUCUUGCAUAUUAAGCAACAAGAAUGUGAUGUUUAUCUUCUUGAACAAGUUUCAGUGGUAUAUUAAGAACUCAGCUGCUCCACAUGCAGUGUUGUACUUUGACCAGUUUCAAGUAAACUUAAUGCUAUAGUGUACAUACAGCAUACACUUUUAUAUGACAAGUGGUUCACAGUUAUAAAAUAAAAAAAAUCUGCUUUUAAGUGCUUGGAUAGAAUUUUUAAAAACUUACAACAUAAUCCUGCUACAAGAAUAUGCUUUUGUAUGGUAAAUACUUCAUACCAUCUUUCUAAAAAUGUCUUAUUUAGAUAUAAAGUGUCACAGUGGUAUUUUUAUGAUAAUACGUAUUUUAAUACUGUUAUGGUUCGUAUGCCUCUAUUGGUUAAUGUCUCUAUUAUGUUACUCAAACUACACCACUUCAGCAUUAAUUUCUAACUUGCAGAUAUUUUUUGCACACCCUGAUGAAUAGCAUUUCUAAUCCAGAAAUUAGUAAGUGGACAUUCUUAUACUAAAUUAUCUUAAAAUAUUUAACCUGGAGCACUGUGUAGUUUCUUGGAACCAUGUAAACUGCUAUCAACUAUGAUAACUAUCACAUGACUGCAAAUAUGUAUUUUUGUAAAAGGAAAUAAAGGGUUUGAUUUUUAU
Messenger RNA from Egretta garzetta (little egret), 5505 nucleotides. It is a transcript of the gene DENND6A, whose product is annotated as DENN domain containing 6A. Lineage: Eukaryota; Metazoa; Chordata; Aves; Pelecaniformes; Ardeidae. Bases 2092 to 3756 code for a protein of 554 amino acids. The record is from RefSeq and is a predicted model, not a curated record. Gene Ontology annotation, cellular component: recycling endosome. The transcript is spliced from 21 exons. Gene Ontology annotation, molecular function: guanyl-nucleotide exchange factor activity.